UGCAAAUAUAGUUAAACACAGUCAAAAACCUAAAGCAGUCGGCAAUGUACAAAACGGCGACAACAACCGCAGAAAAGAAACGCCCACUGCCGGUCAAAGUGUUGUCAGGUCAGCUGAGGACGGCAGAGAGCCGGGGGACAGCUGACAGCGGGGAGGGAUACCUUAUCAAGCCGGGCCGGGGUCGCUCUCUGCUGGUCUCACUAGUGUGGAUGCAGGGGACUGUACUGGAGGUCCAGCUGGACAGAAACACCGUUCUGCUGAUGGAUGAGACGGGGACCUUUGCUGUUCAAGGCGUCAACAACAUUCCCAAAGGGAAACCAUGCUUGUCCCAAGGCAAAUAUGUCAUGGUGAUGGGUGUCAUCCAGGCCGUCUCCCCGGAGCCAGUCAUCCGUGCAGUUAAGAUGGCAGACCUCUCAGAGCUCGCCGCGCUUCACAGACGGAUGUGGAAGCUGGAGGUGGAGGACCUGCAGCAGGUGCUGGCCUGAAUGCAGAGCUGUUGGUGGAAACGCCGCUUCGCUGGUGGCAGGACGACCUGCUCCUGUCAUGUGUGUCCAGCUGGGUAUGUGGCAUUGAAGCAUCCCUUGACAAAUGAAAGAACUACCUCACAGGACUGAACAGCAGAUUCUACUAGAUGUCAGGCUUCCGACUGGGAGGUGUGAUGCAAGAGUGACAAAGAUUUGGACAUGUUAAAACAGACUUGUAUUUGUGUAUGCAGUAUUUGUGCUUCAAAGUGUGAUGGAGGUCAUAUAAACCAGCUAUUAUUUUGAUAUGUAUAUAUAAUGAUAUACUAUCAUUUUGGAAGUCAGCUCUGUCUCCACUGUGUUAAAGUGUUCAUGUGUUUUAGUCUUUUUGGUCAUUUCAUGUCUUUUUUUGGUCAUUUUGUGGUUUUUUUUAGUCAUUUUGUGUCUUUUUUUUUAGUCAUUUUGUGUCUUUUUUUGGUCAUUUUGUGUCUUGUUUGGUCAUUUUGUUUCUUUUUUGGGUGAUCUGAACUGUGCGUGUGAGAUUAUGUUCAGUGAGCGGGGGUUGCGGAGAACAUGCACAUUAAAUUGGGGGUCGCGACUCAAAAAGGUUGAGAACUACUGAUAUAAACAAGUAAAAAAUGUAGGCCUCUAAAAUGAUCAGCUAACACUUGGGUAGGAAAAUCACACCUAGAUUUGCAUUUUGUAUUAUUAACUCAUUGAAUGAGUCUUGUCAGAUUCUACCACUAGCUUUAUCUUUUGAGAAUAUGGCAUUCAUGUAUAGUAGUUGUAAGGCACAUGGUUACUGUUAAAUAAAGAUGAUUUAGAUUUUCAAGUACUCAGCCUAUUGUUCUCUACUAAAAACCGAGGAUCGCAAUUUUCCAAAAACACUAUACAAUGACAAUUCUUAUGGCAUUUUUGAUGUCAUACUAUGACUAUAGUACAGUUGCAAGAAAAAGUAUGUGAACCCUUUCAAAUUACAUGGUUUUCUGCAUUAAAAAACACAACAUGCUUAAUACCAUGCAAACAAUUAUAAUGUUUCACAUCUUUAUUGAAUAUUUCCAUGAAACAUUCAUAAUGCUGGUAGAAAAAGUAAUUGAACCCUUUGGCUAAUGACUCUUUUAAGAACUAACUGGAGUCAGGGAUUAGCAAACUUGGAGUCCUCACAAUGAAAUGAGGUUUGAGUGAGGUGUAGAGAUACAUUGACCUGUAAAAAAGACUUUUUAAGGUUGCGUUUUAGAAGAAGCAUCUGCUCAUGUAAACCAUGCCUCGCAAAAAAUAGAUCUGAGGACAUAUGAUCAAGAAUUGUUGAUUUUCAUAAGACUGUGAGGGGUUAAAAAGUAACAAGUAAAGCAGGGGUGUCAAACUCAAAUACACAAUGGGCCAAAAUGUAAAACUUGAAUAAUAUCGCGGGCCAACAUUGAACAAAUAAACCUUUUAAUAUAUACCAAACAUGUUUUGCUUUAACAUUAAAUAUGGAACCAGCAACGCUUAUAAACAUACAAUAUAUAACUAAAUAGUGCAGACAUGCAAAAUCUAAUUUCAAAUAAAAAACACAAUGUCAUUAAUUUAUUAAAUAAAAAU
Molecule: messenger RNA, 2042 nt
Organism: Centropristis striata (black sea bass)
Lineage: Eukaryota; Metazoa; Chordata; Actinopteri; Perciformes; Serranidae
Gene: rmi2
Product: RecQ mediated genome instability 2
Exons: 2
Coding region: 45-485 (146 amino acids)
Biological process (GO): negative regulation of double-strand break repair via homologous recombination; maintenance of rDNA; DNA repair
Cellular component (GO): nuclear speck; cytosol
Source: RefSeq, a predicted model, not a curated record